This is a messenger RNA of Sorex fumeus (smoky shrew), 582 nucleotides long. RefSeq names its product histone H1t-like. NCBI's taxonomy places the organism in Eukaryota, Metazoa, Chordata, Mammalia, Eulipotyphla, Soricidae. Bases 1 to 582 code for a protein of 193 amino acids. The transcript has a single exon. The record is from RefSeq and is a predicted model, not a curated record.
AUGGUCUCCACCGGCCCGGCGGGUCUUCCAGCUUCUACGAGGAGUGCACCUGGCCAGACGCGAAGGAGGAGACAGGAUGGGCAUCCAAAAACCAGUCCGAAUGCCUGGAGGUCCUUUGUGUCUAAGCUGAUCAUCGAGGAUCUCUCAGUCCCCAAGAGACGAGUCCGCGUGUCUCUGUCCACGCUGAGGAAGGUGUUGGAGUCCACGGGCUUGGACGUGAUGAGAAACUACAUCCGCAUCAAGCUGGGCCUCAGGAGCCUAGAGGAGAAAGACGCCCUGGGCCAGGCCAAGCGCACCCGUGCCCAGAACUCCAUGAACCCUGGCAAGAAUGCCCGCCAGGAACCCCCCAAGGCCAAGCGCAAGAAGCUUCCUGCUACGAGGACCAAGAAGCCGGUGUUACCCCAGAAUUCCAAGUCUCCCAAGAGCAUGAAGACCAGUAGGAGAGCCAAGAAGCGGGGAACCGCAAGCAAAGCCCGUGGGAGUGUCAAUAAGACCGAAGGAGCCGCGGUCAGCCUGAAGAGCGUAGCCAAGACCCCCAGAACUGAGAAGCCGAAGCGGGGAAAGCCCAAACCGACCCAGUAA